CCCCGACCCGCCCGCCCGCGCACGCACGCGCGCCCACCGCCAACCGCCGCCACCGGCCCAGCGCCAUGGCCGCCCUGGCUCCCGGAGACCCCAAACUCGUCUCCAUGAUCGUCAAUCACCUGAAGAACCAGGGCCUCUUCGACCAGUUCCGCCGCGACUGCCUGGCCGACGUGGACACCAAGCCUGCUUAUCAGAAUUUAAGACAACGAGUGGAUAAUUUUGUGUCCAACCAUCUUGCAAGUCAUACAUGGAGCCCUCAUCUCAACAAGAAUCAAUUAAGAAAUAGUCUUAGACAGAUGGUACUACAGUCGGGUAUGCUGGAGGUAGGCGUUGACAGAAUUAUUUCUCAAGUUGUGGAUCCAAAAAUUAAUCACAUAUUCCGACCUCAGGUCGAAAAAGCUGUUCAUGAGUUUUUAGCAACAGUAGAUCGGAAAGAAGAGCCUGCUGCUGUAAAUGGUGCUCAAAACUCUGAGAAACAAGAAUCAACUACUCCAGGUCCUUCCAGUUGUCCUAAUACAAGCAAAGCUGAUGAUGCCCUUUCUAUCCUGGAUACAAUAACCUCUCUUAAUCAGGAAGCUAGUGCUGCCAGGUCUACAGUUGAAAAUUCGUCAAGUAAAAAUUGUGAAAAGAAUUCUAAGAAGAUCUCCACGACAGAAAUGAAGUCUCAAAGUUUUGAUCUUGGAAUGGAGAAAGAUCAUGUCACUGAAGAAGCUGAAAAAUCUAUAUUGGAAGCCAAAGUGGAUGAUGGGAAGAUAUAUUCUAAGUCAGAAGGAUCAAUUAAUGCUUUAACAUCUUUGAAGGCAUGUGAAGAUAAGCAUGAAAAGGCUGAGACUAUUGUGGAAAGUACAGAAGAUGUGAAUGAUAAGAGAGACAAAGAUGCAAUAAGAAAUGAACUAAUUGGGCUUUCAAAGAUCGAGAGAAGGGGAAGAAGAAAAAACUCUGAAUCUGUGAGACGCAUUUCUGAAAUUCUAACUGUUAAACAGACGGCCAAGGAAAACUUAAAGAAAGAAUAUUUCCUGGAAGAUUCUGAUUUUGAAGGCCUGAGUGACAUUACUGUCAGUUCCGUCCACACCAGUGAUCUUUCCUCUUUUGAUGAGGAAGAUGAUGAAGAAGAGGAGGGUGAAGUUCCAGAUUCUGACAGCUCUGAUGAAGUUCAAGAACAAAGUUCAGAAGAAAAAGAUAUGAAUGUAGAACCAAAUGAAGAAGGACAAAAGGAAGGUAAAGCAAAACCAGGACGACAUCCAUAUGUCCACAAACCGUUUCUGUAUUCAAAGUACUAUAGUGAUUCAGACGACGAAGAAACAGUAGUACAACGUCGACAGUCAAUCGCAAAAGAAAAGGCAGAGAGGUUAUUGAGGCGACAGUGGAACAGGGAAAGAGGAGAGGACAAGCACAAACAGUUGGAAAUUGAGAAAGAUGGGCCACCAGAAGAGACUCAAAGGAAUGAAGAAAAUCUCCAAAUAUUGGAAAAAGGUAUUAACAGUAAUUCAAGUGUUGAAACCAAUUUAAGAACAAUGCAAGAGCCAACAGCACAAAUUUCAAAAGUUAGCAAAGCAGCUUUGAAAGAGCAAAAAAUCUUGGAGAAAAAAGUGGCAUUGAGAAGAAAAAGGAAAGGAGAUUUAAGAACAUUAUCUCGGGAAAUUGAUUUGCACCAUGAAGAUAGAAAAAGAAAGAGAGAACUGCCAGAAGAAUUUAAGGAGACACGGAAUAGAUCUGAGAACAAGGAAAAAGCUUUUGCUUCUUGCACUUCUAAAGACUCCAAGAAUGCACAGUCCACAGAUCAGUCACUCGGAUCUGUUCAGAUACUUUCGGAGUUUAGCCAGUCCAAUAGUGAAAGAAACAACCAUUUAAAAAAUGAUCACGAGUCUAGUCAAAAGCAACCAAGAAACAAUGAUUCAGAUGUGGGCAGAUUGGAUAUGUCUGGAGUAAAUAAGCUUGAUGACUUUGGAUUAGAGGAAAAUCUUACAGAUUCGUCAAAGCACAAAGAUGAGAUAAAACAUGUAAAACAAAGUGGGGAAGUAAUGUCUGAAAGCAGCCCUUGGACACAUGAUGUUCAUAUUGACGCUGAUCAAAAGCAGGAAUCUGCUUUAGAGGACAAUGUCACAACCAGCUGCCAUCAGGUUAUCUCAUCGCGUGACAGCAAAGCUCUAAUUUCUUCAACAGAUUCUGCAGAAUUACCAAUAAAAGAACAUGGUCAAGAUGUCAAAUCUAGGGACCACUCAAAACUAAAAGAAGAAAAAGGGAAAGAAAAGAAAUAUACUGCUGAAAGCUCCGGACCAAAGUCUAGGGAGCAUACACAGGAAGAUACAAAGGGUCAUGAGAAAAACAAAGAAAAAAGAAAUGAAUCUGAAUGCAUGCGGCCAAAGUUCAAAGAAAACUCACAAGAUGAUGUGAAAUCCAGUGACAAAUGGAAAGAAAAAAGAAAUGAUUCUGAAAACUCGUGCUCCAAAUUCAAGGAAAGCAUACAUGAAGAUGCUAAAAGCAGAGAAAAGAAAAAUGAUUCUGAACAUGGUCGAACUAAAUCUAGGGAAAAUACUGUAGAUGAGAAAAGCCAUGAGAAAGGUAAAGACAAGAAAUACAUGGCUGAACGCUCUCGAUCAUUAUCUAAGGAAGGCUUCCAGGAGGACAUGAAAGGUAAUGAAAAAGUAAAAGAAAAGAAAGGUGAAUCUGGGAACUCCCGAUCAAAAUCCAGAGAGAAAUUGCAUGAUGACACAAGAAGUCAUGAGAAAGUCAAAGAGAAUCAAAAUGAAUCUGGAAUCUCUCGGUCAAAAUCAAAGGAAACUGUACAGGAGGAUGUUCGAAAUAAAGAUAAACAGAAGAACUUUGAAAAUUCACGGUCAAGAUCAAAGGAAGAUUUGCAAGAAGAUAAAGCAAGGGAGAGGAAAAUAGGAAAGAGAAGAGAAUCUGAAAGCUCCUUGUCAAAAUAUAAGGAAAGAGUUGAUGGCUCUCGAUCCAAAACAAAGGAAAGCAUUGAAUUGUCACGAUCAAAGUCCAAGGAAGAUGAUGAAUAUAUUCAAAAAGGAAUAGAGAAAAAGCAUGAUUCUGAAACUGCUCGCUUGAAAUUCAAUAAAAACAUGUAA
Leucoraja erinaceus (little skate) is the source of this 3080-nucleotide messenger RNA. RefSeq names its product biorientation of chromosomes in cell division protein 1-like 1. NCBI's taxonomy places the organism in Eukaryota, Metazoa, Chordata, Chondrichthyes, Rajiformes, Rajidae. The record is from RefSeq and is a predicted model, not a curated record. The coding region runs from base 66 to 3080 and encodes 1004 amino acids. The transcript is spliced from 10 exons.